AUGCACACUUACGAUUCCAAUAAAUUAUUAAUGACUCCUUCCACUGCCACUACCACCCCCCGUCCAGCUACUUCAGCCACCACUGUCACCCCCGAUCCAGCUACUAAAAAAAGAAACGCAUUGAUGUUGACUAAUUCGACCCCUAUUGGAAUUAUUCAUUCAUGCAAGCAGAGCUCCGAUGGCAUGGAGCGUCUUGUUGAAGGUCAACGCAUCAGGCUACUUAGAAGAUUCCAAGAAGUAGUGGAUAUCUUUGUUAGAAAUUUUGAACGAACUGCGGAUAAGUUUAAACAGCUUUUGGAUGAAUUAGAGAACUUGCGUAGAAAAGAAUAUGAAGGGAUGAGAACCGUUGGACAGCUUGACUGUUCAAUUCCUAAGCAUCCUGGAAUGGUCAUCUUUAAGAAAAAUUUUGGUGCAUUAAGGCCCGAGUACAAGCGUUUUCAAGGUCAAGAACGCUGUAAGUGGGAAAAAAAGGUUGAGAAGCUAUUGAACGAGAUUAUGUCUGUAAAACUGAGUACAGAAUGGUCUUUUGCUAAAGGCAAGGAAGGUGAACAGCCAUGUUGGAAAAACUACGAUGUCUGGAUCAAUAUUGUCGAUUUUGAAUAUCGGGACAACAUCUUAAGUACCAAAGGACCAAAAAUGCAUGCCAAAAUCGAGGAAAAGCAAUAUGAAGUGAAGACUAGAAUUGCAGCAUUACAUGUACUUGUUGAUGAUUAUUCAACCACGCUCAAUUCACAUAAUGCCGAACCCGUCACUAGACCAUCAGAAAUAAGCGGAAAGAUUUAUCCCAGUACAGCAGAAAUCAAGGAGAUAAAAACCAAAUACAUUGGUCAAUAUGUUGCCUUCAAGACAGAAGUUACUGCUUUGCAGCACCAGACGAGUAUGAAAAUCGAUGACUUCCAUACAAUCAACGCCGAAGCAUUGAAAGUCUACAAGUCUUUUCUGGAGUACGUAAUAAAGAAGACAAAGUUGCGUCUGGAUUUAGAUCACCAGCUCACCAGAGCAUUCAAUGACGUCUUGCAUACUUGUGGCGGUAUUACUGAAGUACUUGAACUAAGCACCAAGAAUGACUACACUUUAUCAGAUACCUUUGUCGAGGACGUACUCCUCACAAUUCAACCCACUAAUGAGGCAGAAAGCAGAAACGAAUUGGAAGAUGCUAACGCUCUGUGUGCUCAAGAUUUGAUUUCAUGGGAAGCCAAAUACGAAAUUUUUAAAACGAGAUCCAGGAAUUUGCACAACAGACUCAAAUCUGACUUCCUUGAUAAACAAAAAUGGCUCACCUCGGUGCAAAUUAAAAGGACAACAUGCGAGAAGUUAAUGGGAUUUUACCAGAGGAGAAAGAAAAUGUACUCUCGGUUGAACCUAAAAAGCAAGAGAAUAUUGAACGAAGAGAAGAAGUGUAUGAUAGGUGAAUUAGAAGAAAUGAAACGAGGGCUUGAAAAGAUGGCUGCAGAUUUUGACACCGAUUCAAGAAGGGGAUGA
This is a messenger RNA of Lodderomyces margitis, 1482 nucleotides long. RefSeq lists its product as uncharacterized. The record is from RefSeq and is a predicted model, not a curated record. The transcript has a single exon. Lineage: Eukaryota; Fungi; Ascomycota; Pichiomycetes; Serinales; Debaryomycetaceae. The coding region runs from base 1 to 1482 and encodes 493 amino acids.